Molecule: messenger RNA, 983 nt
Organism: Monopterus albus (swamp eel)
Lineage: Eukaryota; Metazoa; Chordata; Actinopteri; Synbranchiformes; Synbranchidae
Exons: 2
Coding region: 80-847 (255 amino acids)
Molecular function (GO): nucleic acid binding; hydrolase activity; metal ion binding
Source: RefSeq, a predicted model, not a curated record
UCUUUGACAACACAGGUGCAGCCAGUCACUGUGCUUUAAACUCUUUGUUUUCUCCUGUGACCAAAAUACACAGACUGAGAUGACGACUUCCCUGAUGAUGAGAUGUCUCCUGCCCCUCGCCACCCUCCUCCUCCUCCUCCUCCUGUCCAUCACUCCCACAGGAGCUGAAGUGGUGCAGUCGAUUUCAAACUGUGACCAUUUUUUUCUAGGACAAACUCCACCAGAGAUCCCUGGGAUCCUGGAGAACGGCGAAAUCCAAGACCAGAACCGAUAUAAGGUCAUCUGCCAGAAAUAUGACAACAAGAAAAGGUUUGUGACGCUCUACGACACCAAGAACAGGAUUCCUGUGUUUUCUGCUUACAAGUACAGGGGGGAUGAUGGAAGGAGACCCGACGUAGGUUGGAUGAUAGAGCCACAGGUAGGAUUCCCCACCCUCUCACUCAUAAAAAUACUAAUACCAUCAUUCAACCAAGGCAGCUGGAGCAAAAUGGAGGACUGUGUCAAAUGUGACCUGAAAAAGUUCUGUUCUGCUGAAAGCUACGUGGUGACGGGGGCAGUGCCUGGCACAGAAAAGCUCAACAACAGGGUUAAUAUACCUUCCAAGCUCUGGUCUGCUUUCUGCUGUUACAGUCAAAAACAGAAGAAGUGGCUCGCGAGUGCACACUGGGGUGACAAUGUUAAGAAGCAACCUGGUUAUCUGGAGAGAAAGACUUUACAGCAACUCAAAGAUGAAGUAAAAAUUCAGGCUUUUCAUCAAAACAUUUGUCCUUUCAGUGAAACUGUAGCUCAGUUUUACAAAAAUCUGAAUGAAGAUAAUAACUGUAACUGCACUAAAAAUUACACUUAGACUGAUGUGUGCUCUUCUUCUGAUCGCUCCUGCUUGAUGAUGAGUCUAUAAUACAUCUACAGUACAUUUCAUUCUAAACUAAGGUGAAAAGAAUCUUGUGAUAUUUUGAUUUUUUCUUUUUUUACAUUUUAAACAG